Messenger RNA from Cyprinodon tularosa, 2201 nucleotides. RefSeq names its product beta-1,3-galactosyltransferase 2-like. The record is from RefSeq and is a predicted model, not a curated record. The coding region runs from base 79 to 1233 and encodes 384 amino acids. Gene Ontology annotation, cellular component: membrane. Gene Ontology annotation, molecular function: N-acetyl-beta-D-glucosaminide beta-(1,3)-galactosyltransferase activity. NCBI's taxonomy places the organism in Eukaryota, Metazoa, Chordata, Actinopteri, Cyprinodontiformes, Cyprinodontidae. The transcript is spliced from 2 exons.
GUGAUGCCGGAAGUUUUGAAGGUGCGACUCUAAGCUGGAGUCUACUAGGGGCCCGGGUCGGGUCGGGUCGCAGCAGUUAUGGGGAGUCAAGAAGCCGGUUCGGGAGAAGAGAUUUGUCAGAGAAGACAAUUUGCCAAAGACGCAUAUCAUCAUAAGAGUAAUCCAUUUCACUCCUGGUUUGUGGGACUGCUUGCGUUGUGCCUACUUGUAUUUGUCAUGUUUUUUGCCUUUUCAGACAAUACUCUAGCCUGGUCAGAAAAACUUUCCCUUUAUAGUCAGAACUAUGUUCUUUUCAACCAGAGACCUCAGUUUAAAGCCCCUCCUUAUCAAGUCCACCCAAAACACAAACUCAUAACAAAUGCAUUUCAGAAAAUAACAAAGUUUCCAGCUGUGCAGCCUGGGGGUCUUCAGUACCAUCUAGCCUAUCCACGCAACUACCAGUUUAUUAUAGAUAACACAGAGAUUUGCAAAGACAGUAAUCCUUUCUUGGUUCUGAUGGUGCCGGUUAAGCCAAAAGACAUUGCAGCUCGGAAUGCAAUACGCCAGACAUGGGGUAAAGACAAAGUGGUUCAGAGCAAGGUGGUACUCACUCUCUUCAUGCUGGGUCUUGAAGAAGGAGCUGAUCUAGAGAAUCUCGAAAAUGAAAAUCAGCAGCACCAGGACCUGAUCCAGAGCAACUUCAUUGACACAUAUCUCAACCUUACCAUCAAAACCAUGGUAAUCAUGGACUGGUUGGCCACACACUGCCCUACAGCAGCCUACGCCAUGAAGGUGGACUCCGACAUGUUCUUAAAUAUUGAUAACCUCAUAAUCAUGCUGCAGAAGCCAGGGAUCCCAAAAGUCAAUUAUCUGACAGGAAUGCUGAUGUGGGACAGGCCUGUUGUCCGAUCAAAGGAAUCUAAGUGGUACGUUCCUGAAGAGCUGUACCCCGAUCCCAAGUAUCCCACUUAUACCCUGGGCAUGGGUUAUGUCUUCUCCAAUGAUCUUCCUGCUAAAUUUGUUGAGGUCUCAAAAUCAAUUAAGCCCUUUAAUAUAGAGGAUGCUUAUAUUGGAAUGUGCACAAAAAAGCUUGGACUUUCACCAACUCCUCCGCCAAACCCUUCCCAGUUUAAGGCUUACAAUUCAAGAUAUGAUCGCUGUGAAUUCUCUCAGAUCAUAACAUACAUUCUUGGCUCUUCAGAGCAAUUGAAAAACUAUUGGUCGGACUUUAAGAAGCCAGGACCUCAUUGUUAGAGCUAUUAGCACUACAGAUGCAACAUCAAAUCUCACAGGGUUUAACUUAUUGAUAGAUGUUUAUUGUAUUAGAUCAAGAUUUAGAUUUUUUUUUUUGGGUAAACUGCAGGAAAUUAAUAAUCCUUUAGGUGUUUGUGUAUAAAUUUUACAGACUCAUAAGCGAGGUUGUCCAUUACAGUUCAUCAUACAAAAUUUGAACUUUCACUGGACUACAGUAUUUUCGUAUCGGUAUAAAUGCUUUUUUUGCUUGUUUGGGUUUAAAAAGCUGUGGAUUGCAUGCCAUUUAAACUGGGGGGCUGAACUGCUUUACCUGUCAAUGGAUGAGAAAACAGCUGAAUGGUGUGUCAACAUAAAAAAUGGAACAGUAUGGCUAAACAUUAACUUGAAGUUAAAUCAAGGUAGUACAAUUAGGCUUGAUGGUAAAUAAACUGUGUUCAUUGUAUGGAUUUUAAACAUUCAGCUUGAAUUUUAGAUCAAAAUGUGAAAGUGAUUUUUAUAUUUGAUUUUGUUUUCCUUUCAUCUGGAUUUCUCCUAAGCCAUUCAAAAACGUGUACAUCUGCUGCAGGACAAACCUUUACCUCUGUCUCAAGUCUUUUGCUUGCUGUAUUGCCCAGAAAUCAGGUGUAUCUUUACCUAUUUUUUUUAUAUAUAAUCAUUUAUUCAUUUAUUGUAACCCCUGGGCCAUCUUUAAAUUACACUAAUGAUUUGUAGAUUUCAAUAAUAAUGGUCAUAUGAAACUGUGUGUAAUUGGACCUUAAUUUGACUGGUUGUUGGUUGGAUGAAUGUAAUUAACUAAAUGGAUGUUUUCAAAUAAUUGAUAUUUCUGGGUUUGAUAUUACUGGAUAUGUUUGGGUAACGUUUACUUAGUAAGAUCAGAUUUGUUGUAAUUUAGUAAAUUAACGUGAAAUAAGCAUUUUUGUCUUCUAAUAUGACUGAUCCAAAAACAAAUAAAAGAACAUAAGUAAAAA